AUGACCCCCAAAGUCCUCGUCGUCCUCACCUCCCACGACAAGCUCGGCUCCACCGGUAACCCAACCGGCUGGUAUCUGCCCGAAUUCGCCCAUCCAUGGGAAGUCCUCCACGAAAAGGUCUCCCUAACCAUCGCCUCACCAAAAGGCGGCGAAGCACCCCUAGACCCAGCGUCGGUAAAGAUGUUCGAAUCAGACGAGGUCUCGCAAAAGUUCCUAAAAGAACAAAAAGCCCUCUGGACGAACACGCACAAGUUGGCAGAUAUGCUCCCGCGCGCAGGCGAGUUCGAUGCCAUUUUCUACGUUGGCGGUCAUGGACAACCCAAAUCUAACGAGUCCAUAUCAGCAAUGUUCGACCUAACCGAAGACGCGACCUCCCUGGCUCUAAUCCAGACUUUCGCGGCAGCUAACAAGCCCGUCGCGGCUGUCUGUCAUGGUCCUUGUGUUCUGCUCAAUGCGACUGCGCCCUCUGGUGUGCCGCUUAUCUCUGGCGUUGGCGUGACUGGGUUCUCGAAUGCUGAGGAGGAUGCUGUGAGUCUUUCUUCUGCGAUGCCGUUUAUGCUGGAGACGGAGUUGGGUCGUGUUACCGGUGGGAAGUAUGUUAAGGCUGCGGAGCCUUGGGGGAGAUGGUUGUUGUUGGGAAGGCGGCUGGGACGGGGUCGACGAUUAUUACGGGGCAGAAUCCUGGUUCGGCGACUGGGGUUGGCAAGGAGAUUUUGA
Messenger RNA from Penicillium mononematosum, 717 nucleotides. Its product is annotated as ThiJ/PfpI family protein. The transcript is spliced from 3 exons. The record is from RefSeq and is a predicted model, not a curated record. Bases 1 to 717 code for a protein of 238 amino acids. Gene Ontology annotation, molecular function: glyoxalase III activity. NCBI's taxonomy places the organism in Eukaryota, Fungi, Ascomycota, Eurotiomycetes, Eurotiales, Aspergillaceae.